CAAUCCCAUUGCUCAUUCUUCCCUCAUCGCUUGCUAAAACCCUAGCCUCCUUUCACAUCGUUCUCCAUCUCUCUCCCUUCGUUUUGAUCUCGGAUUUGCAGGAGCAACGACCAGCUGUGGUGUGGUCCGAUUCAAUGGAGAACGAGGCCGGAACGGCGGGGGAAUCAGUGUUGUCAUGUGCCAAUUGCGGAAAGCCUGCCAGUCUUCAAUGUCCCAAGUGCCUGGAGCUAAAGCUACCUCGAGAAGAUGCUUCUUUCUGCACACAGGAUUGUUUUAAGGCAUCCUGGGCAUCUCAUAAGAAAGUGCACUUGAGAGCAAACCUAGCAGCUGCUGCACCAUCUGAACAAGUUCAAGAUGGUUGGCUAUAUUGCUUGAAGAAAGGUCAAGCUCGAACUUCUGAGCUUCCUUAUUAUGAUUGGUCCGGAACACUAAGGCCACACCGAAUAUCAACCAUGCGUUCUGUGCCCUUUACAAUUGAAAGGCCAGAUUGGGCAAAUGAUGGAAUCCCAAAAGUUGAGCCCAGUAGUGACUUGCAGAAUAUAGUGGAGAUCAAGACGCCGGAACAAAUUGAGAGAAUGAGAGAAACAUGCCGAAUUGCAAGGGAAGUACUAGAUGCAGCUGCUCGAGUUAUUCGACCUGGAAUUACAACUGAUGAAAUUGACAAAGUGGUCCAUGAUGCAACAAUUGCUGCUGGAGGAUAUCCAUCUCCACUUAAUUAUCAUUUCUUUCCUAAGUCUUGCUGCACGUCAGUAAAUGAGGUCAUCUGCCAUGGGAUUCCAGAUGCCAGGAAACUUGAGGAUGGAGACAUUGUUAAUGUUGAUGUUACUGUAUACUAUAAGGGUGUCCAUGGUGACUUAAAUGAAACAUAUUUUGUUGGGCAAGUGGAUGAUGUCUCUCAAAAGCUUGUUCGCUGCACAUAUGAGUGCUUAGAGAAAGCUAUUUCUAUAGUGAAACCUGGAGUUCGAUUCCGUGAAGUUGGAGAAGUUAUUAAUCGGCAUGCAUCAAUGUCAGGAUUCUCUGUGGUAAAAUCAUAUUGUGGCCAUGGUAUCGGAGAGCUAUUCCACUGCGCCCCAAACAUUCCUCAUUAUGGAAGAAACAAGGCUGUCGGAAUGAUGAAAGCUGGACAGACAUUUACCAUCGAACCUAUGAUUAAUGCAGGUGUAUGGCGUGACAGAUUAUGGCCUGAUGGAUGGACAGCAGUUACCGCAGACGGCAAGCGGAGUGCCCAGUUUGAGCACACACUGUUGGUGACUGAAACUGGUGUGGAGGUCCUCACAGCAAGGUUGCCAUCCUCUCCAAAUGUCUUUCCAUGGUUAGAUUCUUGAUCACAUCCUGCAUUGAGCAGCAUUAUACAAGUUUAUGAACAAUUUUUCGGGAGGUGAGGUCAGGAGAACAAUUCAUCCCUUAAAUCUGGGGGGAUGAUACUAUAUAGUUGCUUCUUUUUUCACCCUUGAUUACCAUUUCUUUCAUCAGCCUGUUGUGCUUUGUCAUUUAAACAUUAACUGAAGAUGAUUUUGGAUUUCUUGCAUUUGCUCUGCUGUGCUUGAUAAUUGUCAUAAUCUUUUUGAACUAUUCUGUUUUGAUUGAUUUUCCAUUUGUAACCUGUACUGUAUAAAAUCAAUAAAUGCGUACAUUUUUUUUU
This is a messenger RNA of Dioscorea cayenensis subsp. rotundata (Guinea yam), 1642 nucleotides long. RefSeq names its product methionine aminopeptidase 1A. Gene Ontology annotation, molecular function: metalloaminopeptidase activity. Lineage: Eukaryota; Viridiplantae; Streptophyta; Magnoliopsida; Dioscoreales; Dioscoreaceae. Gene Ontology annotation, biological process: proteolysis. Bases 135 to 1325 code for a protein of 396 amino acids. The transcript is spliced from 17 exons. The record is from RefSeq and is a predicted model, not a curated record.